AUGGAAAAUUGGCUCAAAAAUCAAAUAUUUUUCAAUAACAAACCGAAAAAAAUCAUAAUCAGAUCAAGCAAAAGAGCUCUUACAUUUUCAUCAAAUUUAGGGCAUAAAUCGAAUAAAUUAAUAAGCAAGGGCAUUGAUUUCCACUACUCAAAAAUGCUUCUUCCAAUUUCUCAAUCUGUAAACAACCCUUAUAAAUUUUUUAAAAAAAAAUUACCCAAAAAAAAGAGCCUGAUUAUGAUAAGCACAACGAAUUUAUCCACAAAAGUAUGACUUUGAAUUUAA
This is a messenger RNA of Blepharisma stoltei, 282 nucleotides long. Lineage: Eukaryota; Ciliophora; Heterotrichea; Heterotrichida; Blepharismidae. The record is from the annotation of a GenBank genome assembly.